CACGCUUUCAUGCGAAAAAAUUGUGAAAAUUCAAGUAAAAAGUUGUAAAACAAGCGUAAAAGUAAUUUAUAAAGAUCCUUUAUACUAAAAUAGUAUGCGAAUUUGAAUUCAGUGCGCGCGUGUAGUGGUGAGCAUUGAAAUGAACAUGGAGACGGUCGUCGCUUUCAAUAAUGAGCUCUCCGGGCUCUAUGAUAGCCGGCCGCCCAUAUCAAAGGCUAAAAUGGCCGCCAUCACAAAGUCGGCAAUGCGUGCAAUCAAAUUCUACAAGCAUGUUGUGCAGAGUGUCGAAAAGUUUAUACUCAAAUGCAAGCCGGAGUACAAAGUGCCGGGCUUGUAUGUCAUAGACUCGAUUGUGCGACAGUCGCGGCAUCAGUACGGAACCGAAAAAGACGUAUUUGCGCCACGCUUUCAGCGCAAUCUGACCGAAACCUUUGCCAAUCUCUUCCGAUGCGCGCCCGAGGAUAAAAGUCGCAUUAUCCGCGUGCUAAACCUUUGGCAAAAGAAUAAUGUCUUUAAGUCGGACGUUAUACAGCCGAUAUUUGACUUGGCCGACCCGAAUCAUCCCAUUUAUCACCAAAUGCCACCAAUUGUCGGGCCGGGCAACCUCAACACAGGUCCAGGGCCUAGCGGCAGUAGUGGUACCCUAAAUCUGUCGGAUAUUUCCAGUAACAAUGCUGCCAACGGCCUUAAUACCUCUGGGAUGAGCAACAUGGACCUAAGUGCUGCUACCGACGACAAAUUGGGUGGUGCUAUGCCGGAUCUGUCGCUAAGCCAUGAGAAGUGCUCAAGUUCUAGCCGACGUCACAUGGAGCAGCAUUAUAUGAAACGCCAGCAGCAUCAGCAUAGCAUGGCGUCUAGCGUUUCUGCCGGAUCGAAGAGCCGUUUCGAUAGCGUGGGCCCCAGCAAGUCGCAUCACCACAAGUAUGGCAAAAGUAGCAGCUCGCACGAGCUGGACUAUGAUGUGCGUGAGAUAAUUGAUGAUGAGGAUGGUGACAUGCUGAUGGGCGAAGAUCAUCAUUGUAUGGGCGACGACUCGCCUCCUGGCUCAUCGAAUUUGCUAGAUAACAACAAUUUGAAGCAACUGCUUAAUGAUCCCAAUGUGCUGCGCCAGCUUCAGACGCUGCAAAACUUUCAAAAAUUUAAGCAGCAAGAAGAGAACCAAAAACAUCGCUACCAGGAUGAUGCACUGCAGCAGCAUUUGCAGAAUGUUCUUAAGGGCACAGCUGGCAUGCCGCCGGGCAUGGCUAUGGGAAUGGGCGGUCAUAACGAUGUGACGGAUAUGAACAAGGACGUGGAAUUCAUAUCGGAACAACAACCCAUUGAGGUUAUCAAUCUGGAUGGUGCCGAUUCCCGUAGUCCCACGCCCGACCGGGACCGAUACAAGCGUAGUCGACGGAGCAGCCGCAGUCGGUCACCCCGUAACCGUGGUGGUGGCGGCGGCGGUGGCGGUGGCGGCAAUGCCAAUGAUCGUGACCGCGGAAGUCGCCGGCGCAGCUCCCGCUCUCGUAGCCGGUCGCCACGUUCCAGCCGUAGGCGCGGGUCGCGCGAUCGUGACCGUAUGGAGCGCAGCACUCGCGACAAGGAGCGGGAUCGGGAGCAUGAACGUGAGCGUCGCAAGAAGGGUCUGCCCGAUAUUAAGAAGGAUCAUCUAAGUGUGUGCAGCACCACGUUGUGGGUGGGCCACCUCUCAAAGCUGGUAUAUCAGGAGGAAUUGUCAGACACUUUUGGCGAGUAUGGCGAUAUUGUGAGCAUCGACCAGAUUGUGCCAAGGGGUUGCGCCUUCAUCGUGAUGAAUCGCCGCCAAGAUGCGCACAAGGCCAUGCAAGCGCUAAAGAAUCACAAGCUUCAAGGGCGUGCCAUUACCAUAUCUUGGGCAGCCGGCAAGGGUGUCAAGAGUAAGGAGUGGAAGGAUUUCUGGGACCUCGAGCUCGGCGUCACAUAUGUGCCGUGGAGCAAGCUGAGUCCCGAUACCGACUUUGACAGUCUUGAGGAAGGCGGCAUGUUUGAUGAGGACACCAUGCCCAGCUGGAUGAAGCAGAAAAUAAAUCAGGCGAAAAAUGUCAAAGAAACAAAGGCGACUGUCCCUACCGCUGACCUCACCACGGCCCCGCCUGUGGCGCCGCCUAACUUGCUCUUCGGCAUUGACACAACACAGCCACCGCCAGUGGCACCGCCACAGCAUGGCGGGCCUGGGGCACCUCCGCCAGCACUGAUGGGCAUGGUGCCUGGUCAGUUCCAGAUGGCGCCGCCUUUGGCCGGACCGCCACCACAGCGCAUGAUGGGCCCCAUGGGACCCAUGAAUCAUCCAUUGGGCGGUAUGCCCAUGCCUCCAAAUAUGGUGCCCGGUAUGCCACCGCCAAUGAUGAUGCCGCCUAACAUGAUGCCGCCCGGCUUUCCGAGCAUGGGCGGUCCGCCGCCACAUCCCCUGGGACUGCCGCCAGGCGCACAGUUCCCCCCACCCGGUGCCGUACCGCCACCCAUGGCCACAAUUCCAACACCUGCGGUCUCUGGGGCUGGCAAUGUGAGCGACGAUCAAAUGGACAUAGAAAUGGAGCUUGAGGAUGCGCCGCAAUCCGUCCCGCCGCCGUCACAGCAGCAACAACAGCAACAACCACCGAACUUUAGCCAGCCGCCGCCUAUUUUUACAGGUGGCACAGCGCCGCCUAACAGCGCCGAAGUGGCUGCGGCGGUCGCAGCAAAUGAGUUGUUUCAGAGGGAUCGGACACGUGGUCCUGGCGGCGGCUCACGUUGGGGUGGCCGCGACGACAUUGUCGAGACGUCGGAUCGCUGGCGGAAUGAAAACGGCGCAGGUGGACCUCCUCCGCUUAGCGGAGCUUUCAAUGAGGCUCGAGCGCGCCUUAACCUAAACAGCAUGGAGCAUGGUGGCAUGCCACGUCCAGAAUUUAUGGCUGGUUUGGACUUCGAUAAUCGUUCUGGCGGUGGACCACGUGGCAUGGGACCAGGACCUCGCGGUGGGAACCAUAAUGGCGGCAACGGCGGAGGUGACUUCUUCCAGCCCAAUAUGAAUCAGAAUCGUUUCAAUCAGCCAACAAGUCUGAUGCAGAUGCGCAUACUGCCGCCAGCGGCGUUUAAUCAGCGCAUGGGUGGACCGGGCACGGGCAAUGGAGUUGGCCCCAUGUUUAUGCGUAAUCAAGGUGGCGGGCCAGGUGGCGGGCCAGGCGGCGGGCCAGGCGGCAGACAGCAAGGACCAGGCUUCUUCAAUCCACGCAAUCCGUUUAAUGAUAGCCAGCGGGGUCGCGGCGGCGGCAGCGGCGGUGGCGGAGGUCGCAGCAUGGGUGGCGGUGGAGGAGGAGGUCGCGGUGGCCGCUGGAGUGAUGAAGAGGAUGAUAACGGCAUAAACAACAAUAACAACAACAACAGCAACUUUAAACGUCGUGGAGGCGGUGGCCCAGGUGGCCCUGGCAAUCGGUUCCGUGGCGAUCGCGAUAGUGACGAUCGUCGCGGAGGCAAUGCACGUGGCGGACGGGGUGGGCCGCGUAGCGAAGAGCGUGAACGUGGACCCAACAACAAUAACAGACGUGGCUCGCGCGAUGACAGUAAUCGUCACUCAAUAAGCUCCACGGAUGAGAACGCAGUGCAAGGCAAACAAUCUUCGUUAGAGGCAGAUGAUUUUAAAAAUAAGCCGGUGGCAGCGCCAUCCGUGAAUAAUGUAGCGAAAUCAGCAGCAGUCGAUACCGAGGAGGAUUGGGAUAGAGAGCUGCAGGAAUACGAUGCGAGAAUGGAGGCGCAGCAAGCUGCGGAAAGCGCUGCUGCUGCUGCUGCUGCAGCUGCUGACGAUAGCCAGAUAGCGGAAACAAUGACCGAAACAGAGGCAUUUGCCAGACCAGUUGUGCAGGAGAGCAGCGAGGCGUCUAAGCCAAAGGCGCCAUCACCCGUCUGCACGCCCCUCUAUGAUGAGUUGCCGCCACCGUUGUCAGCAGCAUCAGCAACAGCGCCGCCGCCUCAGCAAGAUGAGCAGUCCGAGGAGCCGCAUCCAAAGAUCGAACAGCGGUUUACUGAAGAAAUUGCGCCAUCGCCUGCCAUACCGCAGCCGGAGGCAGCGCCCGCCGCAGAGAUUGAAUCAACGAAAGAGAUAACGGAAGCUGAGCCAGUUGCCAGUGCCCAGCCAGAAGUCGAGACAGACACAUAGAAUGCUGACUAAAUAAUUCAUUCGAAGCAACAAAAUGAACUUUCGAUGGUAAACAAGUGUGUGUUAGUCGAAAAAUGUGUAAUUUAUGAUUUCCUUACAAUAUGAUUUAUACAUGUAUGUUUGGUCUCACAACAUGCAUGCAAACAUUUAUAUAUUAUUAAAAUUUUAGCUUGAGAUUACGCAUUUGUUGAGACGCGAAGAGUCUGCACCAUUCUUGCUAGGCUAAGGCGCUUUAUUUUAUUAUUAUUAAAGUUUUCACUUCAAGGCUUAGCUGCCGCCAAACCACAAAACUAACCAACAAUCAGGGCGUCUCUGAUCCCUUAAGUCGGAUGCUAGAAAUUUUCAUUUUCCAUACAGUUAUGUAUGUAAAAAAAAAAAAAAAAUAAUAAA
Messenger RNA from Drosophila montana, 4540 nucleotides. RefSeq names its product Insulator su(Hw) mRNA adaptor (gene Isha). Gene Ontology annotation, cellular component: nucleus. The record is from RefSeq and is a predicted model, not a curated record. Bases 140 to 4150 code for a protein of 1336 amino acids. Gene Ontology annotation, molecular function: RNA binding. The transcript has 9 exons. NCBI's taxonomy places the organism in Eukaryota, Metazoa, Arthropoda, Insecta, Diptera, Drosophilidae.